GCAGUCGAUUUCGUCGAAUUGAUAGAAUAGAAGUAAAACUAGAAGCCUGCAGUGUUUAAAGUGUUUGAAAAACGAGCAGUAUUGAGAGUGUAUAGACAGUAAAAUAAUUGUGAAAGUGUUGGGUGUAUAAAGUUGCGCUGUGUGUAUAUGUGUGGGGCUGUGCGCUGGCACGCAUCUUCGAUUUUAUUACACCGGUUUACGAUUUAUAUGCGCCGCGUUUUUACUCAUUUUUUUACGAGACCCUCUUCGCCGUCUGAACGCUCCGAACGCUUCGCAACUCACCCGAGAGCCUGGUGCACUUUCAGCGUCGUCUAGUGCUGUAAAACGGGCCGUAACCGCCGUAACAAUCCGUUAGUGCUGAAACAAUUGAAAGAGUGCAGAAGACUGACUAAAUUACAAUGCCACAUCAACAUCACGUCGCCGGUUAUGAAAACUUCCUGCAAAAGAUGAAAGAGUUUCAGGGCAACCAGGAGGUGUACGUUUACUACGGCGGUUCGAAAGAUGCGAACGGCUUGAGCUGGUGUGACGAUUGCGUUAAAGCUUGGCCGAAUAUAAAAUCAGCAGUGGAGAAGUACCUUAAUCCCAAUGCGCAUUUCGUGUACGUGGAAGUAGGCGACAGGCCGACCUGGAAGGAUAUGAACUGCCCAUUCCGGCUAGAUAAGAACACGCGCUUGUUACAGUUGCCUACACUUGCUAAAUGGUUGGGACCCGAGCGUUUAGAGGGCGAACAAUGCGAAAAGUUCGAGUUAUUGGAGCUGCUUUUUGGUGAUGAAUAAUAAACGCAGAGAGACCAAACAAAUAAGUUGUCAUUGAUAUAAUAUGACAGCCAAAAUAAACUAAAUCAAAACUUGUUGAUUCAAAACAUAUGAAAUGCAAACGUUUUAAUAACACUUUAUAAACAAUUAAGCCUAGAUAUAAAUUAAAAUAAUGAAUACAAACGCUGAAAAAUACAGAAUUAUGUGAAAUUUUACAA
Molecule: messenger RNA, 973 nt
Organism: Dalotia coriaria
Lineage: Eukaryota; Metazoa; Arthropoda; Insecta; Coleoptera; Staphylinidae
Product: thioredoxin domain-containing protein 17-like
Exons: 3
Coding region: 399-776 (125 amino acids)
Cellular component (GO): cytosol
Molecular function (GO): protein-disulfide reductase [NAD(P)H] activity
Source: RefSeq, a predicted model, not a curated record